Penicillium antarcticum is the source of this 2124-nucleotide messenger RNA. RefSeq names its product transketolase family protein. Bases 1 to 2124 code for a protein of 707 amino acids. The record is from RefSeq and is a predicted model, not a curated record. The transcript has 4 exons. Gene Ontology annotation, molecular function: transketolase activity. Lineage: Eukaryota; Fungi; Ascomycota; Eurotiomycetes; Eurotiales; Aspergillaceae. Gene Ontology annotation, cellular component: cytosol. Gene Ontology annotation, biological process: pentose-phosphate shunt.
AUGACUGUCGAAAUUCAGAACGGCGUCGGCCACAAAUCAGCCUUGCCCUUGGUGCAGAAGCUCUCCAAGGACCAUGACUUGGUGCUCAAGACCUUCCGGUUGCUCAUUGCCGACCUUUGCCAGCAGUUCAAUGGCGGACACCCUGGUGGUGCCAUUGGUAUGGCUGCGAUCGGUGUUUCGCUGUGGAAGUAUGUGAUGCGCUAUGCACCCCACACUCCGGGCUUCUUCAACCGUGAUCGCUUCGUUUUAUCCAACGGCCACACUUGUCUCUUCCAGUACUCUUUCCUCCACCUUACUGGCUACAAGGACAUGACCUUCGACCAGCUCAAGUCCUACCACUCAGAUCGCGUAGAUGCGCUAUGUCCCGGACACCCAGAAAUUGAACACGAAGGAAUUGAAGUUACAACCGGACCCCUGGGCCAAGGUAUUGCCAACGCCGUCGGUCUUGCGAUGGCAACCAAGAACCUCGCCGCAACCUACAACCGCCCCGGCUUCGACGUGGUGAACAACCACACCUGGUGUAUGAUCGGUGACGCUUGCUUGCAGGAGGGUGUCGGUCUUGAAGCCAUUUCUAUCGCUGGACACUUCCGCUUGAACAACCUCACGGUCAUCUAUGAUAACAACCAGAUCACCUGCGAUGGCUCCGUCGACCUUACCAACACCGAGGAUGUGAACGCCAAAAUGAUUGCCUGUGGCUGGAACGUCAUUGAUAUUGCCGAUGGCUGUUUCGAUAUCGAGGGUAUUGUUACCGCGCUCGAGCAGGCUCGCGCAUCUACCGACAAGCCCACUUUCAUCAAUGUGAAGACUGUUAUUGGUCUUCACAGCAGCGUCGCCGGUACUGCGAACGCUCAUGGUGCUGCCUUUGGCGCUGAGAGCAUUGCCGAUAUGAAGAGUGCCUAUGGCUUCAACCCCGAGGAGCACUUUGUCAUUGGUGAGACUGUGCGCCGAUUCUUCCAGGGUUUGCCUGAGCGUGGAGAGCAAUGGGUUCAGGAAUGGGAGCAGCAAGUCAAAGAAUACUCUGCUCAGCACCCUGGAAUUGGAGCUGAGUUCCAGGCUCGCGUUCGUGGAGAGCUUCCUACCAACUGGCAAGAGAAGAUCCCCGCCAGCUUUCCUGGCAAGCCUACUGCUACUCGUGCUGCGUCUGGUCUGGUGUUCAACCCCAUUGCUAAGGAUGUGAACUCUUUCAUGGUUGGUACUGCGGAUCUCUCCCCAUCUGUGAACAUGAUUUGGCCUGGCAAGGUUGACUUCCAGCAUCCCGACCUCAAAACAACCUGCGGUAUCAACGGCAACUACUCUGGCCGCUACAUCCACUACGGUGUCCGUGAACAUGCUAUGGCUGCCAUCUCCAACGGCCUCGCCGCCUACUCCCCCAACACCAUCAUCCCCGUAACAUCCACCUUCUUCAUGUUCUACCUGUACGCUGCACCAGCAGUGCGCAUGGGCGCCCUCCAACACCUCCAAAUCAUCCAUGUCGCCACCCACGACUCAAUCGGCAUGGGCGAAGACGGCCCAACCCAUCAGCCAAUCGAGCUAGCCAAUCUCUACCGCGCCAUGCCAAACCUCCUCUAUAUCCGCCCCGGUGAUAGCGAAGAAACAGCCGGCGCCUGGCUCGCCGCCAUCGGUGCCAAAAACACCCCCAGUAUCAUUUCCACCUCCCGCCAGACUCUCCCUCAGCUCUCGCAAACCCGCCGCAACAGCGUCGCCCUAGGCGCAUACGUCCUCUCAGAGGACGAGUCAGCAACCGUCACUCUUAUCGGUGUCGGCGCCGAGCUCUCCUUCGCAUUGGAAGUCGCCGAGCAACUCAAGACAGAGGGUAUCAACGCCCGUGUCAUCAGUUUCCCUUGCCAGCGCUUGUUCGAAAAGCAGUCACUACAAUACAAACGCGAUACCCUCCGUCGCCACCUUGGUAUCCCCGCUGUCGUUAUCGAGCCCUAUGCUCCUAACGGUUGGGAGCGGUAUGCGGAUGCCGGCAUCCAUAUCACUCGCUUCGGCCACAGUUUGCCUGGUAAGGCGGCUUAUCAGUUCUUUGGUUAUGAGAUUGAUACUAUGACUACUAAGAUCGCCGGUUAUCUGAAAGAAAUUAAGGCUGAUGAGUUACUUCGGGGCGAGUUUGUUGAGCUUUGA